Molecule: messenger RNA, 1266 nt
Organism: Onthophagus taurus
Lineage: Eukaryota; Metazoa; Arthropoda; Insecta; Coleoptera; Scarabaeidae
Source: RefSeq, a predicted model, not a curated record
AUGAGAAGUCCAAUUGUUGAAUUUUACACUGGAAAAACUGUGUUUAUCACAGGAGCAACAGGUUUUAUGGGAAAAGUUCUUUUAGAAAAAUUAAUCAGGAGUAUACCCGAUAUUAAGAAAAUCUACAUUUUAUUACGACCCAAAAAAGGUUACACUCCCGAAGAAAGAAUUAAGCAAUUAACGAAAAGCGCUAUUUUCACCUUUAACGAUUUAAACGAAAAAGCCAACAAAAAAAUUGAAGCGGUUUGCGGGGAUAUAACCAAAGAAGGUUUUGAUAUGUCCCUAAAUGAUAGGGAAAAAUUAGUUGAUGAAGUAUCCGUUGUGUUUCACAUCGCCGCUUCCGUUCGCAUGGACCUUUCAUUAAAAGAAGCUGUUAUUACAAAUACUAAAUCAACUUACGAGUUGUUUAAAUUUUGUAUGAACAUGAAAAAUUUGCAAUCGGUUGUUCAUUUAUCCACCGCUUAUUGCAACGUUGAAAUUGAGAAUAUGGAGGAGAAAGUGUACCCAAUUGAUGUUGAUCCAUACAAGAUUAUUGAUAUGGUGGAGUGGAUGGAUGAAAAGUGCUUAAAUGUUAUUACUAAAAGGUUAUUAGGUCCUCAUCCAAAUACUUAUACGUUUACUAAACGACUUGCUGAAAUUAUAGCCGUUGAUAUGGGUGAUAAAAUACCAUUAAUUAUAACAAGACCAUCAAUUGUUGUUCCUUCUUUGUCUGAACCAACGCCUGGUUGGGUUGAUAAUUUUUAUGGCCCCAUGGGAAUGUUUGUAGCGAGUGCAAAAGGGAUUUUGAAAUCAGGUUUAGUGGAUGGCGAUAGUGUACCGGAAGUUAUUCCCGUGGAUUUCGCCAUAAAUAGCGUGAUAUGUUGUGGAUACGAAAGAGCAAAGAACAAUUAUUUAUCAACGCCUACAAUAAACAUAACUAAUAGAUUUCCAUACACUUGGCGUUAUAUAACUGAUGUAUUUGUUGCAACAGCGCGUAAAGAACCAUUCAAACAUGCUCUUUGUUUGGUUACCAUUCAAAAACGCCUCAUGUUAUCAAUGCAAACUGUGCGGCACUUUACAGUCAGAAAAUGGACAUUUGAUAACAGCAAAUGUAUUAAACUAGAAGAAAAACUAGACAAAGCUGAUAAGGAAAUAUUUUACGGUGUAAUAACCAAAGAUGUAGAUUUAAAGGAAUACGCUGUUAACAGUUACAAUGCGGUUAAGAAACAUUUGUUAAACGACGAUUCGAAGAACAUUGAGCUAUACCGCUUACGGAACAAAAUGUAA